Molecule: messenger RNA, 1377 nt
Organism: Aspergillus caelatus
Lineage: Eukaryota; Fungi; Ascomycota; Eurotiomycetes; Eurotiales; Aspergillaceae
Product: Ketol-acid reductoisomerase
Exons: 1
Coding region: 79-1281 (400 amino acids)
Biological process (GO): L-valine biosynthetic process
Cellular component (GO): mitochondrion
Molecular function (GO): ketol-acid reductoisomerase activity
Source: RefSeq, a predicted model, not a curated record
UCUAUCAAUUCCAUUCCAAUCUCCCCUCUUUCCCUCACUCCUCCUUCCUUCUCCUCAAUUCCUCCAUAUCAAUUCACAAUGGCUGCUCGUGGACUCCCCCGCGCCCUCCGCCUGGCCCGUGUUGCCGCUCCUCGCUCCGUCGUCUCCGCUGCCCUCCCUCGUCCCGCUCUGGCUAAGGCUGCUGCCAAUGCCCUCCCCCGUGUGACUCUGUCCUCCACCCCCGUCCGUGGUGUCAAGAACAUCUCUUUCGCUGGUCACGAGGAGACCGUCUACGAGCGUGAGGACUGGCCCCGUGAGAAGCUCCAGGAAUACUUCAAGAAUGACACUCUGGCCCUUAUCGGUUACGGUUCUCAGGGUCACGGUCAGGGUCUGAACCUCCGUGACCAGGGCCUCAACGUCAUCGUUGGUGUCCGUAAGGAUGGUGCUUCCUGGAAGGAGGCCAUCCAGGACGGCUGGGUUCCCGGCAAGAACCUCUUCGACGUCAACACCGCCAUCGAGAAGGGUUCCAUCAUCAUGAACCUCCUCUCCGACGCUGCCCAGAGUGAGACCUGGCCCACCAUCAAGCCCCUCAUCACCAAGGGCAAGACCCUCUACUUCUCCCACGGUUUCUCCCCCGUCUUCAAGGAGCUCACCAAGGUCGACGUCCCCAAGGACGUUGACGUCAUCCUCGUCGCCCCUAAGGGUUCCGGCCGUACCGUCCGCACUCUCUUCCGUGAGGGCCGUGGUAUCAACUCCUCCAUCGCCGUCUACCAGGACGUCACCGGCCAGGCCAAGGAGAAGGCCAUCGCCAUGGGUGUUGCCGUCGGUUCCGGUUACCUCUACGAGACCACCUUCGAGAAGGAGGUCUACUCUGACCUCUAUGGUGAGCGUGGUUGCUUGAUGGGUGGUAUCCACGGUAUGUUCCUCGCCCAGUACGAGGUCCUCCGUGAGCGUGGCCACAGCCCCUCUGAGGCCUUCAACGAGACCGUUGAGGAGGCCACCCAGUCUCUCUACCCCUUGAUUGGUGCCAACGGCAUGGACUGGAUGUACGCUGCCUGCUCCACCACCGCCCGUCGUGGUGCCAUCGACUGGUCCAGCCGCUUCAAGGACAACCUCAAGCCCCUCUUCAAUGAGCUCUACGACAGCGUGCGUGACGGCACCGAGACCCAGCGUUCUCUGGACUACAACUCCCAGAAGGACUACCGCGAGAAGUACGAGAAGGAGAUGCAGGAAAUCCGUGAUCUCGAGAUCUGGCGCGCUGGAAAGGCCGUUCGCUCCCUUCGCCCUGAGAACCAGAAGUAAAUGUAAUGUGCAUUGGGAUUUGGGAAAAGUUAUGACUGUAUCAUGAUGCCUUGUUAUAUUUCAGUUAAUUAAUUUCAUUAUACCACGUUCAAGCAA